AUGAAGAAGGGUCCGCCUGUAAGCAUCUAUAAUGAAGUGACUAGUGCAAAUGGUACAGUUGAAUAUGUGAUAGUUUCUUAUCGUCGUGAAAAUGAAAAUGUACCAUAUCUUGAUCUUCAACAAACAAGAGAUUUUUACGAAAAAGAUGUUGGUACUUCAAUUUUACCAUGGAAAAGAAAUAUAUCAUGGUCUAACUUUAUUCAAAUAUUAAAAGUGUUUGUAUUAUCAGACACUGUUCCACAAGAUCGAAAUACAACGGAUCGUGUUUUCAAUCUAUUGGAUUUAGAUCGUAGUGGUAGUAUUAGCAUUGAUGAAUUACAACGGUUUUUCAAAAUAUUUAAUUUAAAUUGUACAAAUACAUUUCUUAAGGAAUUAAUUAAACAGUAUGAUGAAAAUAAUAAUGGAAAAUUAGACAAAACGGAAUGGUAUCAAUUAAUCACAUCGGGACGUAGUAGACGAUUAAUCGAAGAAGCCUACAAACGAUUACAUGAUGAAUAUCAAAUAUAA
Molecule: messenger RNA, 507 nt
Organism: Didymodactylos carnosus
Lineage: Eukaryota; Metazoa; Rotifera; Eurotatoria; Philodinida; Philodinidae
Source: the annotation of a GenBank genome assembly